Messenger RNA from Myotis brandtii (Brandt's bat), 1734 nucleotides. It is a transcript of the gene ESPNL, whose product is annotated as espin-like. The transcript has 11 exons. Gene Ontology annotation, molecular function: actin filament binding. The record is from RefSeq and is a predicted model, not a curated record. Gene Ontology annotation, biological process: actin filament bundle assembly. Gene Ontology annotation, cellular component: cytoplasm. NCBI's taxonomy places the organism in Eukaryota, Metazoa, Chordata, Mammalia, Chiroptera, Vespertilionidae. The coding region runs from base 1 to 1734 and encodes 577 amino acids.
AUGGCCCAGCGAGGGGCAGUGUCCACUGGCCGGUGCCCAGCCCCUGAUCUCAACACUGUGAGCCCUUCCCCUGUACCCUGUGCCCUCUCCCCACCACGACUCAGCACAGCGGGAGUGGCUCAGGCAGGGCUUGUGGCCCAAUCCCCAAGGCCUGUCCCCCCCCCACUUGCACCCUGCCCCGGCAACCAGCGGGCCCACAACGGGGCCACCCCGGUACACGACGCAGCUGCCACCGGCAGCCUGGCGGAGCUGUGCUGGCUGGUGCGUGAAGGGGGCUGCGGUCUGCAGGACCAAGAUGACUCGGGUGUCUCCCCGCUACACCUGGCCGCCCGCUUCGCCCACCCGGUGCUGGUGGAGUGGCUGCUCCGAGAGGGCCACGCAGCCACGCUGGAGACGCUGGAGGGGGCCCCGCCGCUGCACCACGCCGCUGUCAGCGGGGACCUGACCUGCCUGAAGCUCCUGGCGGCUGCCCACCGCAGCAGCGUGAACCGGCGGACACGCAGCGGCGCCUCCCCGCUGUACCUGGCCUGCCAGGAGGGCCACCUGCACCUGGCCCAGUUCCUGGUGAAGGACUGCGGCGCCGACGUGCAUCUGCGCGCCCUGGACGGCAUGAGCGCGCUGCAUGCUGCCGCCGCCCGCGGACACUACUCUCUAGUCGUCUGGCUGGUCACCUUCACUGACAUCGGCCUGACCGCAAGGGACAAUGAGGGGGCCACAGCCCUCCACUUUGCAGCUCGAGGCGGCCACACACCCAUCCUCGACCGGCUGCUGCUGCUGGGCGCCCCCAUCAUGAGAGACUCCUGGGGUGGGACCCCCCUGCAUGACGCCGCGGAGAACGGACAGAUGGAGGUGAGCUGCUUGCUGUUUCGCUGUGAUAGGACCAAGGUGGACGGCUCCUACUCGGGACUGAUGCACGAGAUGGGCCAGACUAGCCUGGACACCCCGCACCUUCACCUGGGCCUCCCGCUGACCAGGUCUGUCCACCUCCAGGUGCCGCUCCUGAUGACACCCCCACCCCCACCAUUCCCCCCUCCUCCACUGUCGGCUGCGAGGCGCUCCCCAGAGGAUGGAAGAGGGGGCUCAGGUCUCAGGAGCCCCACCUCAGUGUCUCUCAGCCCCGCCUGGCCUGGCCAGCCUGACCAGCCUCUUCCGAGGGAGCAGAUGACCCACGCAGCCCCCCUGGGGAUCAGCACCAGCGCCAUGGUUGUCACUACGGUGCGUCCUCACCGUCCACAUCUCUGUCUCCCAAGGCCCCCAGCCAACCCUCGGAGCCCAGCCAUCUGGCAGGAAGGAGCAUGCCCUCCCAGCCACCCGCUGACCAGCCCUCCCUGUGCCCAGGAGGACAGCGGGAGCGCGGGCCCCACGGAGCAGGCGGCCUGGCGGUACUCGCAGACCCACCAGGCCAUCCUGGGCCCCUUCGGGGAGCUGCUGACGGAGGACGACCUGGUGUACCUGGAGAAGCAGAUCGCCGACCUGCAGCUGCGAAGACGCUGCCAGGAGUACGAGAGCCAGCUGGGCCAGUUGGCGGCAGAGCUGCAGGCCCUGCUGCCCGAGCCCCUGGUGAGCAUCACCGUCAACAGCCACUUCCUUGGCGGCCCCGAGCCCGCAGCUCAGCGGCUGGGGUCCGGCUCCCAGCGGGGCAGCUUCAACAGCGAGGACAUCUGCGGUUACAUCGACCGAAGCUUCGCCUUCUGGAAGGAGAAAGAAGCCGAGAUGUUCAGCUUCGGAGACUGA